Molecule: messenger RNA, 3546 nt
Organism: Ochotona curzoniae (black-lipped pika)
Lineage: Eukaryota; Metazoa; Chordata; Mammalia; Lagomorpha; Ochotonidae
Gene: ARHGAP42
Product: Rho GTPase activating protein 42
Exons: 24
Coding region: 399-3023 (874 amino acids)
Biological process (GO): signal transduction
Cellular component (GO): cytoplasm
Molecular function (GO): protein binding; GTPase activator activity
Source: RefSeq, a predicted model, not a curated record
CAGCGUCUCCGACUGACAGGCGAGAGCAGUGGAGCCGGGCUGCCGGAAGUGUCCGUGCGCUCUGAGAGAAAACUUUCCUGCUCCGGCUCCGCCCGGAGCCUGGCCGUUCCCGGGGCUCGCGGCAGCAGCGACGAUGCGCCCGGAUGACAACGACCUGAGCGGACCUGCGCCUCGGCCCCCCGCCCGCUCCUGCCUUCGCCUCGCCUCGUGGGAGGAAGACUGAGCCCGGCGCAGGCGGCGCGGCGCGCGGGGCCCGUUUCCUUUGCGCGCGGUUCUCGCGCGUCUCCGCAGCUUCUCGGCGAGCCCGCGUGCCCACAGCGCCCGCUGCGGUCGCAGCUUCUCCCGCCCUGACCGCCGGCCGGGACGUGCUCCCGGCUGCCGCUGGCAGUACCUGUGCCAUGGGGCUGCCCACUCUGGAGUUCAGCGAUUCCUACUUGGACAGUCCGGAUUUCAGGGAGCGCCUGCAGUGUCACGAGAUUGAGCUGGAGCGAACCAACAAGUUCAUCAAAGAGCUCAUUAAGGACGGUUCUCUGCUCAUUGGGGCGCUGAGGAAUUUGUCUAUGGCAGUACAGAAAUUUUCUCAGUCACUACAGGAUUUCCAGUUUGAAUGCAUUGGUGAUGCUGAAACAGAUGAUGAAAUCAGCAUUGCUCAGUCACUAAAGGAAUUUGCAAGGCUACUAAUUGCAGUAGAAGAAGAAAGGCGAAGAUUGAUUCAAAACGCUAAUGAUGUAUUAAUUGCACCACUUGAGAAAUUUCGAAAAGAACAGAUAGGUGCAGCAAAAGAUGGAAAGAAGAAGUUUGACAAGGAGAGUGAAAAAUACUAUUCUAUUCUUGACAAGCAUUUAAAUUUGUCUGCAAAGAAAAAGGAGUCUCAUUUGCAAGAGGCAGAUACACAGAUUGACAGAGAACAUCAAAACUUCUAUGAAGCAUCUUUGGAAUAUGUAUUUAAAAUCCAAGAGGUUCAAGAGAAAAAGAAGUUUGAGUUUGUUGAGCCGCUUUUGUCAUUCCUUCAGGGUUUAUUUACAUUUUACCACGAGGGAUAUGAACUUGCCCAGGAAUUCGCACCGUAUAAGCAACAGCUACAGUUCAACUUGCAGAAUACAAGGAACAAUUUUGAAAGUACUCGCCAAGAGGUAGAGCGGCUGAUGCAGAGGAUGAAGUCGGCCAACCAGGACUACAGGCCCCCCAGCCAGUGGGCAAUGGAAGGCUAUCUCUAUGUCCAGGAGAAACGACCACUUGGUUUUACAUGGAUUAAACAUUAUUGUACAUAUGAUAAAGGAAGUAAAACUUUUACAAUGAGUGUUUCAGAAAUGAAAUCCAGUGGGAAAAUGAACGGUCUUGUUACUAGUUCACCAGAAAUGUUUAAAUUAAAAUCGUGUAUCCGACGAAAGACGGACUCAAUUGACAAACGAUUCUGCUUUGACAUAGAAGUAGUUGAAAGGCAUGGGAUCAUCACAUUACAGGCCUUCUCAGAAGCUAACAGAAAACUCUGGCUUGAAGCCAUGGAUGGCAAAGAACCGAUUUAUACCCUGCCUGCCAUUAUUAGCAAGAAGGAAGAAAUGUACUUAAAUGAAGCAGGGUUCAACUUUGUGAGAAAGUGCAUUCAGGCUGUGGAGUCCAGAGGCAUCACAGUUUUAGGCCUCUAUCGCAUAGGAGGCGUGAACUCCAAAGUUCAGAAACUCAUGAACACCACGUUUUCUCCAAAAUCACCUCCAGAUGUUGACAUCGAUAUUGAAUUGUGGGACAAUAAGACGAUAACAAGUGGGCUGAAAAACUACCUCAGGUGUCUGGCAGAACCACUGAUGACAUACAAGUUACACAAAGAUUUUAUUGUUGCUGUUAAAUCUGAUGACCAGAACUACAGGGUGGAAGCUGUACAUGCAUUGGUACACAAAUUGCCGGAGAAGAACAGAGAGAUGCUGGACAUUUUAAUAAAGCACCUGGUCAAAGUAUCACUACACAGCCAACAAAAUCUCAUGACUGUCUCAAAUCUUGGUGUUAUCUUUGGCCCAACUCUAAUGAGGGCACAGGAAGAAACUGUGGCUGCCAUGAUGAAUAUUAAAUUUCAGAAUAUUGUGGUUGAAAUCCUGAUAGAGCACUAUGAAAAGAUUUUUCACACUGCCCCCGACCCAAACAUUCCUCUUCCUCAGCCACAGUCUCGAUCUGGAUCCCGAAGGACACGUGCCAUCUGCCUCUCCACAGGCUCUCGGAAGCCCAGGGGCAGGUAUACCCCAUGCCUGGCAGAGCCGGACAGUGAUUCCUAUAGCAGCAGCCCCGACAGCACACCCAUGGGUAGCAUUGAGUCUCUCUCCUCGCACUCCUCUGAACAGAACAGCACCACCAAGUCAGCUUCCUGCCAGCCCCGGGAGAAGUCUGGAGGCAUUCCCUGGAUUGCAACACCGUCAUCUUCCAAUGGACAGAAGAGCCUUGGUCUCUGGACCACCAGUCCUGAGUCAAGUUCUAGAGAAGAUGCAACCAAAACAGAUGUGGAAUCCGACUGCCAGAGUGUCGCGUCAGUCACUAGCCCCGGGGAUGCUUCCCCACCCAUAGACCUCAUCAAGAAAGGGCCCUAUGGACUGACAGGGCUCAAGAGAGCCUCCGCGUCCUCCCUCAGGUCCAUCUCUGCCGCGGAAGGAAACAAGAGCUACAGUGGAUCCAUUCAAAGCUUAACUUCCAUAGGCUCCAAAGAGACACCCAAAGCCACACCAAACCCAGACUUGCCUCCAAAAAUGUUCAGGAGGUUAAGGCUAGACACUGCUUCAAGCAAUGGUUAUCAGCGACCUGGCUCAGUAGUGGCAGCAAAGGCCCAGCUAUUUGAAAAUGCUGGUUCGCUAAAGCCAGUUUCUUCUGGGCGCCAAGCCAAAGCCAUGUACUCCUGUAAAGCAGAGCACAGCCACGAGCUCUCCUUCCCACAAGGAGCAAUAUUUUCUAAUGUGUACCCAUCAGUGGAACCCGGCUGGUUAAAGGCAACGUAUGAAGGCAAAACAGGACUAGUCCCAGAAAAUUAUGUGGUCUUCCUCUAAUGCUCUUUAGUGGAUGGCAGUAUCUUCAUGGUAUCCAUGGUGACAAAUAAUAAAUGCUAUGAUUUUAUCUGACGCAGAUACAGGGAUCAGCCCACUCAAUGAAAACAAUCCAUUUCUAUCAAGUUCUUUGCCAGCAGACUAUGUAGCUCCCUUCUAAUGAAAAAAAAGUGGAAAAAGUUUAAAUGAUCCACCAAUCUUCUUUGACUGGUUUCUUAUUUUAAAAAUCUUUAAGUCAUUCUCCAUAAUGUCUCUUCCAUGGGAUCUCAAAUACUGUGCUAACAUAUUAUCUCCCUCAAAUUGGGAAACAAGAAAUCUACUAAUGGAUUUUCAGAUCUCUCCUUUACUGUCAGGCAUUCUCUGAGCAACCUUGAAGUUGUUACUUAAAAAUCUAAUUUAAAUUGUUUGUUGUAAUGUUUUUCCUAAAAAUAUACUGGUUUUAUAUGUAAUUGUUUCACUGGUCCUAAACAUUUCAAGUUUAGUUUUUGUCCUAACAUAAUUUUACUUUGUUUUCAAAGUAGAUGAU